AUGUCAGACCCAGUGAUCAAGUCCCUUUUGGACACAGAUAUGUAUAAGAUUACAAUGCAUGCUGCGGUCUUUACUAAUUUUCCAGAUGUUACAGUUACCUAUAAAUAUACCAACAGAUCUUCUCAAUUUUCCUUCAAUAAAGAAGCUAUAACUUGGUUAAAAGAGCAAUUGCCGUACCUGGGCGAUUUGAGAUUUACAGAAGAAGAAAUUGAAUAUCUACAAAAGGAGAUCCCAUAUUUGCCAUCUGCUUAUAUCAAGUAUAUUAGUGACUCUGACUACAAACUUAAUCCUGAGGAGCAAAUUUCUUUCACUUCAGAAGAAAUUGAGGGCAAGCCUUCGCACUACAAGUUGAAGAUUUUGGUUAGUGGUUAUUGGAAAGAUACCAUGCUUUAUGAGAUUCCCUUAUUGGCGUUGAUCUCAGAAGCAUAUUUUAAGUUUGUCGACACUGAUUGGGACUACGAAAACCAAUUAGAACAAGCUAUGCAGAAGGCUGAAAAUCUAUUUGAUAACGAUAUCAAAUUCAGUGAGUUCGGUACUAGGCGUCGCAGAUCUUUGAAGACUCAAGAUUUGAUUAUGCAAGGCAUCAUGAAAGUUGUUAAUGCAAACCCAGAAAAGAAUAAAGCAUUAUUUUUGGGUACCUCGAAUGUUCUUUUUGCCAAAAAGUACGGAGUUAAACCAAUCGGUACUGUGGCCCAUGAAUGGGUCAUGGGAGUUGCCUCAAUUAAUGAAGAUUAUUUGCAUGCCAAUAAGAAUGCCAUGGAUUACUGGAUCAAUACAUUCGGAGCAAAAAAUGCUGGUUUAGCAUUAACCGAUACUUUUGGCACAGACGACUUCUUGAAGUCGUUCUAUCCGCCAUAUUCAGAUGCCUAUGUUGGUGUUAGACAAGACUCUGGAGAUCCAGUUGAAUAUACUAAAAAGAUUGCGCAUCACUAUCAUGACGUCUUGAAACUACCUAAAUUUUCGAAGAUUGUCUGUUAUUCCGAUUCAUUGAAUAUCGAAAAGGCAAUCACUUACGCUCACGCGGCCAAGAAAUAUGGGAUGUUGGCCACAUUUGGUAUUGGCACAAACUUCACAAAUGAUUUUCAUAAAAAAUCAGAACCGCAGGUAAAGAGUGAACCAUUAAAUAUUGUUAUCAAACUACUGGAGGCGAAUGGUAAUCAUGCUAUCAAGAUUUCUGAUAAUUUAGGUAAGAAUAUGGGAGAUCCAGUUACUGUGAAAAAAGUGAAAAAGGAACUAGGAUAUACUGAACAAGGCUGGAGUGGCGACAAUGAGGCGCACAGAUGGACGUAA
Saccharomyces kudriavzevii IFO 1802 is the source of this 1290-nucleotide messenger RNA. It is a transcript of the gene NPT1, whose product is annotated as nicotinate phosphoribosyltransferase. Lineage: Eukaryota; Fungi; Ascomycota; Saccharomycetes; Saccharomycetales; Saccharomycetaceae. The record is from RefSeq and is a predicted model, not a curated record. Gene Ontology annotation, biological process: NAD+ biosynthetic process. The coding region runs from base 1 to 1290 and encodes 429 amino acids. The transcript has a single exon. Gene Ontology annotation, molecular function: nicotinate phosphoribosyltransferase activity.